CACUCCAUCUAACCAUCCCCUGCAGAAGGCUCAACGCCGGUAUCAACAUCAGCCAUGAGCAGCAGCCAGCAACGCGAUAAGGGAGAAUAACGCCCACCAACACAUCUUUCACAGCUCGCACACACCCGAACACAGCCGCUGCACCGACUUCGAGCCGGCGUUCGUUUAGCGGUGGCUCCGGAGAGGAAAAGCUUUCGCAACCGUCGGCGUUUCUGUUCGGGUGAGCUUUUCCAGCCUGCGUCUGGCGCGUCUCCAUCUCUCGGGCAUGGCAUCCGGGGCAUGCAGGGCUACGGUACGGACAGAAUUUUCACUUUCAUUUCAACGUUCGAUUUCAACGUGAACGGAAGCGUGCUCGCGUCUCGUGCCUUCUCGCGGAGCUCCGUCCAGACGGAGGAGCGUAAAGAAAAUAAAGCAUCCGUGCGUCGUCGUUUCGUCGGACAGUUGUUGGCGUUUGGCGUUGAGCGUUUUGAGCGGGAACGAGCAAAACUAAACCGUACACCUUAAGGAUUAGUUGUAGUGCAUCGCCCGUGCCGGAUAUUGUUGCGAGCUUUUGCAAUCCCGCUGCAGUGUCGUUUGCAAUGGUUCGAAUAAAACAAUAGUGUUUAGUGUGUUUUGUGAAAUUUGAAAAACAAAAAGCCGUUUAGUUCAGUUUUCAUACUUAUAUGUACAGUUACUACAAAAAAGUGUACAGUGGCUAUGCAUUAGAUAAUUUCUAAUAGGAACAUACAUAAUCUUCACAAACAAGGAUAUUUUAAGGCUUAAUAAUGGAAUUAACAGUGCCCAAAGGUUCUCAUUCGGUCGGAUGGUUUCAUUGCUUCAUAAAUCAAUUCCCGAUGGCACCGACCGGACGUUGAGCGGGCCGAAACGUGGACGAACGCACACGCCGCUGACCGCACGAUGUCCCCGCCGGAUGACAGCACGGAAACGGAACCACCAUCUGCCAUGUCGACCACCGUCGUCACCGUGGCAACGCUGCUUGCCGAACGCUGCCUCGGAUGUGCGAUUAACUACACCGGCGCCGCCGCCGCCACCGCCAAUCUCCCGGGCGAACGGUUGCAGUCCGAUUUCGGGCGCCCAACGACGCCGGCCCCGCGGCACAACUGGACCUGGAGCUAUCUUAACCUUAGCGCACCGCAGCAGUACGACACGUACGACGGGGAGUACGAGAUUGAUCCGGCCUACCAGCUACGCUACAGCGUGCUCGGCACGGUGCUACUGACGGUGGCCUAUGCGCUCGUCUUUAUCCUCGGCCUGCUGGGGAACAUCUCGGUCGUGAUCGUGGUGAAGAAAAGCACCAUGAUGCGAUCGCCCACCAACCGGUUCAUCGUCAAUCUCGCGUACGCUGAUUUAUUGGUCAAUUUUCUCUGCCUACCGUUUACGCUGAUCGGGAAUCUGUACCCAGCUUGGAUUUUGGGGGUGUUUUUCUGCAAGGGUGUUUCCUAUCUGCAAGGCGUUUCCGUUUCCGCUUCCGUCAACACGCUGAUGGCGAUCUCCAUCGAACGUUGCUUCGCGAUAUCGUUUCCCAUUUCGGGCACCAUUACGACCAGACAGUAUCGGUUGAUUGUGACCAUCAUCUGGUUUAUAGCGCUGAGCAUUAACCUGCCCUGGCUGUUCGUCUUCACGCUGCGUCCCAUCGGCAUUCCCGGAAGCAUAGCGCAGAUUUGUACCGAGCUGUGGCCGACACCGGCAUCGGAGAGUUGGUACUUUCUGUUCGCCAACCUGUUCUUCUGCUACCUUGGUCCGCUAAUUGUGAUAUCCAUCUGCUAUGUCAUCAUCUGGAAGAAUGUAGCUUACCGGAAUCUGCCGCGCGAGAUGAUUAUAAACCGCAAAAACGAUGUCUUCAAUCGCAGCAAGGUGAAGGUCAUAAAGAUGGUGUUCGUUGUGAUCAUCACCUUUGCCAUCUCGUGGUUGCCGCUGUAUGCCAUCUUUUGCUUCGUCAAAUUUGCCGGCGAUUUGGUGUACGAUGAAACGGUUCAAUCUUUCAUCUUGAACAUUCUCCCCGUCGCCCAGUGGCUCGGUGCAUCCAACUCGUGCAUCAACCCGAUACUGUACGCAUUCAUGAACCGUAAGUUCCGGGCCGGCUUCAAGAAGCUGUUCCACAGCUGCUGCACGACCGACGAGGACGAUUGGGACCUGCCGACCACGGUGGGCCGCCUCGAGGAGAAGGACCUGUACCUACGGCGGGUGCGCUCGUUCAGCAACGGCAAGCAACACCAAACGCUGCUGCACUACACUGGCCGGGAGCACUGCUCCACGCUGCGUGUGCCACUAACGGCACCGCCAUUGAACGUGCGCAAUGGUGGAACGCACGAUUGAAAUAUUCGUUUUGGACGGCACAAUAAGAAGCACAGCACGCCCAUCUACGGUUUUAAAAAGAUGAUGCGCGGAACAAAUUUUGCCAAUGAUAAUAUGCAAACAAAAGCUUACGUAAAACGUACAUAACAUAUUUAAAAUUGAAUCUACAGCGAAGACAGGGGGGAGGGAAGGGGAGGGGGAAGCUAGUUACACUAUUCUAAGAAUUAAAAAUC
Messenger RNA from Anopheles coluzzii, 2528 nucleotides. Its product is annotated as neuropeptide SIFamide receptor-like. Gene Ontology annotation, molecular function: neuropeptide Y receptor activity; peptide binding. The record is from RefSeq and is a predicted model, not a curated record. NCBI's taxonomy places the organism in Eukaryota, Metazoa, Arthropoda, Insecta, Diptera, Culicidae. The transcript has 8 exons. Gene Ontology annotation, cellular component: membrane. Gene Ontology annotation, biological process: G protein-coupled receptor signaling pathway. The coding region runs from base 898 to 2316 and encodes 472 amino acids.